CGCUGCUAUAAUUGAAGGGCUGAAUAGGAAGCAUCCUUUAUCCCCGUUGCUGAACGAUAUUUUUAUAAAUCCCAACCGAGACUGAGAUAUCCGUGAAAGUAUAGCUUCAUACUGAAAGCAUAGUUGUCAUAGGCCGAGAACUGGCGAGCGAGACCGACGAGGAAGGAAGUGAUACUCGCCACAAAUGUUUCUGGUAUAACGGCAGGCACGCAACUUUCUGGAUUGCUCAUAACAGAUGUAAGGCUUCGGUCGUCUCGGAUUUGGGGGAAAAAGGCUUAAAUGGAUUGCUUGGGGCCGAACAUCUCCCAGUGAUACCGGGCAGAGUGAGCGCGGCGGGACUUCUUAUUUCUCCACAACACUGUGCGGGCGAAGCGCCGAGAGAAACCCGACUUUGGGAGAGAACCGAUACGGCUCUCCGCCGAGAAAAGUGGUCCUGCAACUAAAGCCGGGGCUACCUGAGGCAAUUAUCUUUUUCCAAACCCUGGAAAUGCAAACGACGACUGAAUCGCUCGUUAAUAAUUCGGGGAUUAGUGUAUUCUCUGAAGAUGAGAACAUCGUGCAGAAUCACAAAGUUGAUUCAAGAUUUGGAGACCUUGGGUUUAAAGUGGCUGUGAUAGCUUCCAUUAUCAGCACAGCUGUGAUUCUAUUGAUGAGCAUGGCUUUUUUAACCAAUUGCCUUAUUAAAUGUGUGAAGAAGAAGGAACGAAGGAAGCGACAGAGAGAACCACAAACAUGGUAUCAAAUUGAAUGUAAUGCAAUGGAAGAUCCAAGAAUCUUUUACCAUGGGUAUAAAGGCAGAAACAAUAACAACAAUAAACUCCAGAACAACAUAUUAAUUGAAGAAAUUGGAGAGAACAAAGGAUUCUACAGGUGCCAAAAGAAGCUCACAAAGGAUUUGGAAGUCAUACUGAAUUGCAGUGAAAAUGCAACACAAGUAAUUUUUCAUCCAUGGGACGUAGAGGUUUCCAGAUCUGCCGAUUCUCAGAUUUUAUUAGAUUCAGUGACUGAUGAGCACAUUGUCCAAACACCUGAGUAUCAUCAAUCUCGAGACAAAUCUGAACACUAUAUUCCGACACAUCACACUUGACUCUGGAGCCAUUGCAUCUGCUGGAAUAGUACUUGACUUAGCAAAAUCGCUGCAGGAAAUAAGCAGCUUGGGAAUGACAUGUGCCUUACAAUUUGCAGGACUGAAGAUGUGUGGUUUUAUUAAAAGUUUUACUGACAAAGCGUUUAUAUUAAAGCAAGUGUUUACUCUUGGUAACCUUCCACUUCAAUGAUUUAAUCAACGAAAAAGGACAAAACAUUGCUCUGGCAUUAAUUGUUCAGUUGUUCGAGUGCAGUACGUGAAGCACCUAAGUUGCAGUGUAUCCCACUGCGGCUGAAAAGCAGGUGUGCCUGCCCUAAAGGCUGCACAUCAAAUUUAAAAGCAGAAUGAUAACUUUUCAUUUUUGUUGCCGUUUUUGCAGAAGCAGGUAUCUGAAAUAAUAUUUCCAGCCAUUAUUAUGGUGGCAAUUUCAAGAUGUACUUAUUUCUAGAGUCACAUAUAUCACUGCUUUUCACCUCAAGAUUUAUUGAGCCAGCCACUCUAUAGUUGAGAUAAAUAUUGAAGUGAAAGCAGGUAAUUUAAUCCUAUUGAUGGAUGCAGUUUGGUGAUAUAGUUCAAUUCUCACUGGGUUAACUGUGGGCAAUAAACUAGUGUACAAGGUUACCUACAAGUUGCAAUUUGAAAGGAGCUCUACGUGAUCAAACUUGUACAUGUUCAGCACCUGUCAAGGUAUCAGAAUGACUUUUCACUUUGCCCACGGGAUUUCAAUAACUUCUGGAAUGAUCUGUACAGACUUUGUGGAAGCUUGAUUGCUAGGCUGGAUUGUAGAACCUGCCUGAAGCCUGAUUAAAAUUUAUUGAAACAA
Molecule: messenger RNA, 1910 nt
Organism: Hypanus sabinus (Atlantic stingray)
Lineage: Eukaryota; Metazoa; Chordata; Chondrichthyes; Myliobatiformes; Dasyatidae
Gene: susd3
Exons: 4
Coding region: 488-1087 (199 amino acids)
Cellular component (GO): plasma membrane
Source: RefSeq, a predicted model, not a curated record